CUCUUAAAUCGAUGCCUCUUUUUUCUCUUUCUCCAAUUCCCAAUUUUCUUCUCACAACCCUAACGCAACUCAGACGCGCUUGCUCGCUUCCAACCGCCAAUUCCUCCCUGGAUCCGUCGUGGAUUUCCGUGCCUGUUCUGGGAUUUUCAUGGCCGCGCUGUUGAAGAAUCCGACCGAUCUUUGAUAUUUUUUCAUCUCCCGCCAGUGGGUUUCUCGGAUCUUGAUUGCUUUCCGGAGAUAGGGUGUGUCCCUGAUGGGUGGUGCUGCUUUGAGGAUCUGAUCUCUCGCCGUCGCGGUUCUUCUGAAGAUAAGAUUUCUGACUCUGUUGGGUUUUUUCUGAUCGGGCUGAAGACUUGGUGCUUGCAUCGGUGGGGGCUUUGAGGGGUUUGUUUAUUUCCCUUGAGUAAUUUGUGUAUCUCGACGGGCUCUUCGAUCAAGGGGAUCCUACUAUUGCUCCUGCGAUCUACGGAACUGCAUUGGAAUUGAGAGGAGGUUCUUAUCGUCCUCCGGCUCUCGACCGAAUCUAUUAAGAUUUAUUGUACUUAGUUGGACGAGAAUAAGGGGAAUUUCAGCGAACGAAGUUCGUAGAAGCUCUCUUUUCGGCAGUUCGAUUUGUUCCAUCCCGGUUUUGUUGAAGGGAAAAGUGUUUGAUAUUUUGUAUUGUUUCAUUUGUUCGAGUUAAAUAUAAGGCCCUUUUUUCUAAAGGCCUUCGAACUUUUUUUUUCUUUUUCCUUUCUAUUCCUUGCUUGUUCACUUGGCUUUUAUAUAUUAUUUUCUGAAAAAAAAUUACUAUGGCGGUGUAUUAUAAAUUUAAGAGUGCAAGAGAUUAUGAUUCAAUUCCUAUGGACGGUCCUUUCAUCUCAGUUGGUACUUUGAAAGAAAAAAUAUUUGAAUCGAAGCACUUGGGAAGGGGCACUGAUUUUGACCUUGUGGUCACCAACGCCCAGACUAAUGAAGAAUAUCUUGAUGAAGCAAUGUUGAUCCCAAAGAACACCUCAGUUUUAAUUCGACGUGUUCCUGGAAGACCUCGUUUACCCAUUGUUACAAAACAAGAGCCAAAAGUGGAAGCUGAAAUUGAAGAGACAGAACAAGAAAAGUCAACUGUCCCAGUUGCAGAUCCAUCAGCCCUGAGAUUUCCUGAAGAUUCCGAGUGGGAUGAGUUUGGUAAUGAUCUGUACGCUAUCCCUGAAGUGCUUCCAGUUCAGCCAAGUAAUCCAAUUCCAGAUGCAGCUCCUACAAAUAAAGCUGAAGAGGACAGCAAGAUUAAGGCUUUAAUUGAUACCCCGGCUUUAGAUUGGCAACAUCAAGGUUCUGAUGGCUUUGGUCCUGGUAGAGGUUUUGGGAGGGGUGGUGGUGGAAGAAUGGGAGGACGUGGUUUUGGUCGUGCAGGGUUUGAAAGGAAGACACCCCCACAGGGAUAUGUGUGUCAUAGAUGUAAAGUUCCUGGGCACUUUAUUCAACACUGCCCCACAAAUGGAGAUCCAAAUUAUGACAUAAAAAGAGUGAAGCCUCCCACUGGGAUUCCAAAGUCUAUGCUGAUGGCAACUCCUGAUGGCUCAUAUGCUUUGCCAAGUGGUGCUGUAGCUGUCUUGAGGCCGAAUGAGGCCGCUUUUGAGAAGGAGAUUGAAGGAUUACCUUCCACACGUUCAGUUGGUGACUUGCCCCCUGAGCUUCACUGUCCUCUGUGCAAGGAGGUUAUGAAAGAUGCUGUUUUAACAAGCAAGUGCUGCUUUAAGAGCUUCUGUGAUAAAUGUAUUAGAGACCAUAUUAUCUCUAGGUCAGCAUGCAUUUGUGGAGCAACCAACAUUCUUGCAGACGAUCUAUUGCCAAAUAAGACGCUCAGGGAUACAAUCAAUCGCAUUCUGGAGUCUGGUAAUAGUAGUGCUGAUAACGCUGGUAGUACCUUUCAGGUGCAAGAUAUGGAAUCUGCUCGCAUUGCACAGCCAAAAGUUCCUUCCCCAACGCUAUCUGCUGCUUCGAAGGGAGAAAAAAACAUUCUGUCAAUUAAUGAAGACACUAUGAAGACAAAGGAGAUAGAGGAGGGAAAGGCUAUUUCCUCUGGACCCCAGACCUUAGAGAAAGUGAAAGCCACGAAAGCAGUUGAAUCUGAAGCUACACAUGAGUCAAUGAGCGUGAAGGAACAAGCUUCACAAGGGAGCGCUUUAUUAGUUGAUGAAGAAGUGCAGCAGAAGAUGGCUGCUAGUGAGGCAGUGAAGAAAAAGAAGAAGAAGAAAGUUCGCAUGCCUGCAAACGACUUUCAAUGGAAAACUUCUCAAGAUCUUGCAACGGAGAAUUAUAUGAUGCCCAUAGGUGGCCCAACGCCAUAUAAUCCAUAUUGGACUGGCAUGCAACCUGGUUUUGAUGGAUAUAUGUCUUCAUAUGCUGCUCCCCUGCCCUAUAUGGGUGGUUAUGGGCUAGGUCCCUUAGAAAUGCCAUUUGGACCUGUCAUGCCUCAGGAUCCAUUUGGUAUGCAAAGUUACAUGUUUCCUGUUGCUCCACCUCAGAGGGAUCUUGCGGACUUUAGCAUGGGUAUGAAUAUUGCACCUCCUGCAAUGAGCCGUGAGGAAUUUGAGGCCCGGAAAGCUAACAUGAGGAGGAAGCAGGAAAGCGAGCGACGGGUUGAAAGCAGCAGGGAGCGGGAGCCUCCAAACUCAAAAGAUCGGGAGUUUGGAAGGGAAGUGAGCAGCAGUGGUGAUGUCCCUCCAAUGAAAUUAAAAUCUAAAUUUGCACCCCAAACUUCAGCUGCUGAACACAACCAGAACCGUCGCCGAUCUGAGAGCUCCCCAGACAUUGCUAGGAAUGCUGGACCACCUUGCCCGCCGCCACGUAAAAGGAAGUCGGAGCACCAUGAUCAUGAUAUUGACAAGGACAACAAUAACGAUCACUAUGAUCAUGGCCACCAUCGCCAUCAUCGUCAACAUUCAGAGUCCCGAGCAGCCUCUGAAGUGUCGGCUAAAUCCGCAGCCACAAAUUCAAUCAGCGCAGCUGCAGACCGCAAGCAAAAGAUGAGCGUGUUCUCUCGUAUCAGCUUCCCAGAGGGGGAGACAAAGAAACGGAAAUUGCACUCGUCAAAGGAAGCACCACCAAGUGACUCUGGUGCAUCAGCAGUGCACCACAAGGCAUCAUCCAAUGGAUACUACGAUGACUACAAGGCGAAGACAGUUGCAACGUCGGUCACAAGCAGUCGCGGGAGGAGUAGUGCUGCAUCUGUUGACUGCGAGUCGAGUGACGACGACCGGCAUUUCAAGAGAAAACCAUCUCGGUAUGAGCCAUCGCCACCUCCACCAGCAGACUGGGAUCAGGAGGAAUCAAGGCACCCUAGAGGUUCAACAAGAGUGCGGGAGAGCGAGCGCAGUAGCUACAGCAAACACAGGUAGUAGUGCUGGAAGCUAUCACAAAGAAUCAAGGCACCCAGAGAACGCAGCAGCCCCUGGAGAUGUGCCUUGCCACGGGUUCAAAGCACCCCCCUGCUCCGGUCAAGCGGUGGUACGAGGCCGGUCAGGAGAUGGUGUCUGAAAGUUGCAAAUUGGUUUCUGUAUUGGGUUUAAGUGAUAAAGAGUACAGGCAUUAUACAUGAAUGAGAUGCCAUUGUUGUGUGGCGUCUGGUGGGGAUGACACUGUUAUAGAGAGGCUUGUACGUUGUUUUCGAGCUUCUUCUGUAUUUGCUUUGCUUGUCAGUUGUCAUUGAUUUUAAUAAUAAUACGAAUGAAAAAUCUUCAUUCUCUA
Messenger RNA from Momordica charantia (bitter melon), 3726 nucleotides. RefSeq names its product DWNN domain, a CCHC-type zinc finger. The record is from RefSeq and is a predicted model, not a curated record. Gene Ontology annotation, cellular component: nucleus. Gene Ontology annotation, molecular function: ubiquitin protein ligase activity; zinc ion binding; nucleic acid binding. Lineage: Eukaryota; Viridiplantae; Streptophyta; Magnoliopsida; Cucurbitales; Cucurbitaceae. Gene Ontology annotation, biological process: ubiquitin-dependent protein catabolic process; protein ubiquitination; mRNA processing.